UGCUGCUGCGUCCACAUCGGUUAUUACACUGGCGACGAGGCACGGUUGUGCCCAUGCGGGGAGGGCGUUUCCAGCAAGAUGGCCUUCGGCGUCCGUAUCGGCGAAUUUCACUUAAAUGGUAACUCUUCAUGGGAGGAUUACGUCGAGCGUAUAGAGCUAUGCUGCACUGCAAACAAGCUCAAGGAAGACGCCGACAAGAGGGCAGUAUUGCUGAGCUGCUGUGGGGAGGAUACAUACUCCCUGAUAGCUACCCUCGUCAAGCCUCUCCGACCACCGAACGCUGACUACCAGUCCAUCGUAAAUGCCGUGAAGAACCACAUCAACCCGAAGCCAUCAGAGUUAUAUUCAAGGUACGUGUUCUCGAAGCGAAAUCAGCACGACGCCGAAUCUGUCGCAGACUAUGUUACAGCUUUACGUAAGCUAGCCGAGAACUGCGGGUUCAACGACAACCAGCUUCCUCUUGACGUAAUGCUAAGGGACCGGUUGGUUUUUCGAAUCUCUGACAGCAUUGUGCAGCAACGUUUGUUGGCCGAGAAAGACUUGACCUUUAAGACUGCCUACGAUCUAGCAGUGACGGCAGAGGCUGCUGCAAAACAUCAAAGGGGUCUAUGCCAGGUGGCGGCAUACCUCGACGACAUCCUUGUGGCCAGCGAAACAGCAGAGGAGCACCAUGAAAUCCUCAUGGAGGUUCUCAACCGACUGUCAAAAGCGGGACUGCGUAUACAAGGCGCCAAGUGUCAGUUCUUCAAAGAGAGCUUGGAGUAUUUGGGACACCGGAUAGACGCCACCGGCAUCAACCCGUCAAAGGCUAAAGUCGAGGCGAUUCACAAAGCACCUGUACCAAAGAACAAGGAGCUCCAAGCUUUUCUAGGUAUGGUGGAUUUCUACAAUCGUUUCCUAAAGGGUCGGUCCGAAGUUGCAGAAGUGCUCUACCGCCUACUGGACAGCGAGAGUACGUGGAACUGGGGUGAAGAACAACAACUAGCUUUCGAAAGACUAAAGAUGUUGCUGACGUCCGAGUCACUUUAG
Messenger RNA from Dermacentor andersoni, 1029 nucleotides. NCBI's taxonomy places the organism in Eukaryota, Metazoa, Arthropoda, Arachnida, Ixodida, Ixodidae. The record is from RefSeq and is a predicted model, not a curated record.